Molecule: messenger RNA, 669 nt
Organism: Microdochium trichocladiopsis
Lineage: Eukaryota; Fungi; Ascomycota; Sordariomycetes; Xylariales; Microdochiaceae
Exons: 3
Coding region: 220-669 (149 amino acids)
Source: RefSeq, a predicted model, not a curated record
GUCGAGACCUGUGAGUGAGCCAUGUUUGGGUCCCACGGGCGCGUGGGCUAGGGGUCCAUGGCGCGAUUCUUGCAUGAGCACGGCAGGUGGGAGGAGGUUGAUUCAAGCGUCUCGGCCCAUGCACGCCGCUGACCUCACCCGGGAAGGAGGGGGGUCCUUUCAUGGUUCACAGGAGGAACAAAAUGAUGCAUGUGGUCUUGAUGUGGUGGGGGGCAGUCAAUGGAUGGUGUCGCGAGGAGGAUGUGUGUGUGUGUGUGUGUGUGUGUGUGUGUGCAGUGUGGGUGGGUUCAAAAGUUGACGGGUCGACGCCCGCCCGGCAGUGCCCUGCAGGCAAGGCAAGGUCUCGAAUUCUGGCAGCGGCCUGCUCACCUUGGCUCUCACCGUGGAAGACCUGGCUCCCAGGCAUCGCAUCCUCACAUUACCUACUUGUUCCCUGGCCUGGCCCAAGUCGAUAAUCAAUUGCCCUCCAACCUGGCCUCUGCACCCAGCCACGCACGCGCAUACUCUCCAGAGUUCCUUCUAUCCCAGACAUCAUCUUCACAGCCGUGCGGUCGUUCAGCCAACAUGGCUACCAGCACUAGCAGACCCCGCUUCGCCAUGCAGCGCGUCCUCGCAAUCAUGAUCCACAUCAAGCUUGUCGUCCAGGCCGUAGCUACCAUCGGCCGUUGA